UUUUCAAGUUGUUUUGUGCAUUUUGUGUUGUAGUCGUCGUUAUUUAGCCGUAUUGCUUUUUUUAUUUAUUAGAAAUCGCGGUCGUGCUUCGUCAAAAAUAGAAGUGACUGGUUGAAGAAGUGGCUGGCGCUUCUUACAGAAAGAAAGUGUAGCAGAGAAGAGCUGAUUGGAAAAGAAACAAACAAAAUGACUGAAACAAAUGAACAUGAACAGGUCGUCAUGACACCCAAAGGCAAAACCCAUAAUUCGACGACUCUGAUAAUAGAGAGGAGGAAAGUUAGCAAAACAAAUGAUAAAAUGCACGUGGCAGGAGGUGAACACACGGGGAUAAUCAUAAAUAAAGAAACAGUAACAGAGAAUGGGACAUGUUCGACACCAGCACAGUUGUCUCUGGAAUUCAGAGUAUUUUUAGUUAAUAAAGAGACAGGAAAACACACACAAGAAUCUCGAACGAUAAGGUUUUGGUUCAGGGAACCUCAAGGUGCUCAAGAUGAGACUGACGGUGGGCAAGCAGGCACUGCCCAAGACUUCUUCAGGGAGCUCGUUAGCCCCCAAGAGUUUCCUAGAGAUUACGUAGGCUUUAUCAAAAAAAUAAUGAAGCUCAUGCAGCAUAAUUUCAAUUCAAUUGUUAAAUUGGAGGUGGAACUUAAACAGUUGGAAGAACCCGUAGAAGUACCAUCAAGACCACCUCCACCUGGUUACUGUCGUAUUCAGUUAAGUCCAUCGGCCUUGUUCGAUAAAGUUUCAGCAGAAGAAAAUUCUCUAGGAAAUAUUGUGAUUUUGACUGUAGAAAAGGUUUUAGAAAUCAUAGAAUCAUCAUAUCCGAACCCUAUCACAAUAAAGGAUGUUGCCAAAGCAAAUGGUUGGGAUGAGGAAGAAGUUGCUCAAUGUCUUUCGGCGCUCCAAUCACGACAAUUGGUCAAAGCUAUGGACCACGGUGCUUUUACUCGCCAGCAAUCACACGACACCCAUCAAGUUACAAUUGUCAAACAAAUGCCAACGAUGGUAAGCUCAAAACAGCCCACUAUUGCCAUCAUCACAGCUCAAUAUUGCGAAAAGUUAGCAGUCGAUGCAAUGAUCGAGAAUAAGGAGACUUUUGUGAGAUAUACGACAGUCGGUCCUUCCAGUCCAACAGGAGAUUUAGGAAAGCCUCGAUUUGGUGAGUCCAACGUCUACACUCUAGGAAACAUUGGCGCUCAUCGUAUAGUAUGUACCAAACUGCCCUCGGUCGGCCACACCCGGGAAGCCAUGACAGCGGCUGGUAAUACGACCACAAGACUGUUAGGAACAUUCCAGAAAGUUGACUACGUUUUUCUGGUUGGAGUAGGAGGCGGAGUUCCUCAUUACACUGACUAUAAUAGACAUGUCAGACUGGGAGACGUUGUUAUAUCCUGUCCUGCAAAGAACAAGAAUAUCUACGUUUACUGUGAAUCAGCAAAACAGACCGACAAAGGUUGUGACUUUGAAAUGAAGGCCUACUUACCCUCAAAUAUGAAUCUACAGGAAAUUGCUAUGCAGCUAAAGUCGUCUUCUGAUUCUGAUAACAAAAUGACACCCCCUUGGAUGAACUAUCUUCGUGAUGGAUUGAACAUCCUGAGCAACCAGACCGAACCCGAUUUCAAACCGCCGAGUUCAGAUACUGAUAAACUGUAUAUGAAUAUUGGAGACCGUGAUUUGAUCGAGGUAGCACAUCCUGUGCCCCAGGACAAUGCUGUUAAAAGGUUAGAGGGUUGCCCACGAAUCCACCUAUCCCCUAUAGCAUCCGGCAGACAAAUCGUCAAAGAAGACCGACUCAGACAACAGUUUGCUAACCACGUAGGCGCUCUAGCAUUCGACUGUGAGUUCGAUUCCGUAAUCGAAUCCAUUCUCGGCAACUGCAAGGACAGCUUCAUUUGCAUCAGAGGCAUAUCAGACUACAAGGAUGGCACGAGACGCAAGGAGUGGCAGCCAUAUGCCGCGUUGGCAGCGGCAAGUGUGAUGAAAGCAGUUAUUUGCGGGAUGGAACCCCCGACCAAUGUUUGAGAGGGGCUUUGAUGUGUUUCCAAGGGAGAGCUCUGUUUUAGGUUGAUGUGGUCAGGAAAAAACUUAGAAAUUACAUCGAAUUUAACAAUGAUAACUAGAUUUCAUCUCAUACUUUUCACAAACUAACUUUCGUCUCACAUUUAUUUAGGUUUCAUUUUAGUCAUAGAAUCAUAGAUUACAAGUGUUGACGAGAAAUUGAAAUUUUUAUGAAAGUUACCAAAACUUAGUGUGAUACACCACUUAAUCAAUGAAUUUUAACUUAUCUAAUUCAACUUCAAGACUGUCUAAUCAAACACUAGGGUUGUAGGGAAUGAUAUAUCAAUACUAGGGUUGUGUUUAUUAUUGUGGAAUAUAUGAGUUUCAUUUGCAUUUCAAGUUGUUUGUUGAAUGAUACGUGGUAUCGGGCGAUACUUGAUGAAAAUUCAUAUCGUUUUCAAAAAACACUUUAUUGUGAGAUUUUUCACUCCUGAGAGUGUUCCAUAAUAAUUGCAAGCACCCUGAAAUAUUCCACAUCGUAGCUUGUUGAAACGUUUUUCAAAGUUGGUAUUUGAUUUCAAUAUUUUUUCUACGAAAUACUUGCCAUAGUAGGUACUAUACAUAGAUUUUUAGCUAGUUAGAUUGUAUAGUUUGUCACUUUUUGAAUAUUUAACACAAUUUCUGUAAUUUAUUUAUUUCACUUGUUUUGUAUAAAAGAGUAAUAUAUAUCCGCUGAUUUUGUAAAGGUAUAUUUGAAAUAAAGGUUCAAAAUCUAA
Molecule: messenger RNA, 2774 nt
Organism: Leptinotarsa decemlineata (Colorado potato beetle)
Lineage: Eukaryota; Metazoa; Arthropoda; Insecta; Coleoptera; Chrysomelidae
Biological process (GO): nucleoside metabolic process
Molecular function (GO): catalytic activity
Source: RefSeq, a predicted model, not a curated record